UCAUAUGCUGUAAAGCACUUUGAGGCAAACUGUGAUCCGUGAUAUUGGGCUUUAUAAAUAAAAUUGACUUGACUGACCAUUUUCCCUUGGAGUAUAUAGCGGCUACGCUCUUUGAAUUAGCCUACAGCUCAGAGGCCCACAGUGGAGCUGGGAUCAAAGGUCCAAAAAAGAGCACGGCUGGAAGGUCUUUGCAUGCCAGAGCAGCCUGCAGAUGCCUUAUCUACUCAUAAGCACGAGAUUGUAUGGUGAUCACUAGUUGUGCUGUGAUCAGCAACAAAGUCAACAGCCAAGCAAUAAAAACUGAAGUGCUGUGCAGGAAUUCAAGAAGUUAUUUUUGGCUGUCAGCAACAUCGCCAUUAUGCUUCUGAAAUGUGGUCAACCAUUACCUCUUCUAAAGCACACUGAUGUGCCACCUAGGGUCAUAGAAAACUUUAUCCUGACUGGUUACCGCUUCCCAAAUUACAGCCUGAAGGAUUGCUUACUAUCAGCAUUCAGGCCCACCAAUGAAACCGGCAACUUCUGGACACACUUCCUCCCAGUUUUCAUAUUUUCUUACUAUUUUGUGGAAGUGUUUGGUUGGGAAGGUGCGCCACAUGGUGAUGCCCCGUUCUUCUAUCCAUUGUGGAACUACUAUAUUGGGGUGUUCUGUCUGUUAAUGGCUAGCAGCAUGGCUCACCUGCUCAACUCAAUGUCCCUGGUGGUAAGAGAAGUUUGCUUCUUUGUAGAUUACGGCACUAUCAGCUCAUACACUGUUGGCUCAUCUUUAGCGUACUACUACUACAUCCACCCCCGGGCAGGGAUAGUGGAGACAGGAGGCCAUAAUAGCUCCCACAUGGACUUGAAAGAUGAACCUGAAGGAUCUCUUACAUCGGCCCAUGCAAUUCCAGAUUUCAGUGUGUUCUUUGAGACCUUCUACAUCCCCAGCGCAUGUGUUGUCGCAAUCAUCUGUGUCUUAUCUUGCUGCAAUACUCGCCAAAGGUGGAGGAAGCAUCGAUAUGUCAUCCGAACCCUUGUUUUCCUCCUUCCGUUCCUCGUCUCUUCCACGCCGGUGUUCUACCGCCUGCUGACCAGAUCGCCUUAUUCCACCUCCUCCUCGUCAUUUGCAGCUUCCACCUCCACGGCCACCUUCUUCUAUCGCCACUGCAUGUGGCUGCUAGUGUCAGCCGUCUUCAACAUCAGCAAGUUCCCUGAGCGGCUAGCCCCAGGCCGCUUUGACAUCUGGGGGCACAGCCACCAGUGGUUCCACUGUUGCACCUUUUUGUCCAUCCUGGAUGAACUCCACAUGAUCAAGACCGAGGUCAGGGCAAUCCUACUCAGCCCGACUCUGCUGCUGCCCCCUGCCUCCAUCUCCCAUCUUCCUGGACCUACUAUCGCUUCUACCUACGGGGUCAUGUUCCUCCUCCAGACCACCAUCAUCUCCAUCAUCGUGUGGUUCUCCUGGUGCGCUAACUGCAUAUAUGGCCCCCAGAGAGACCAGCUGGCAAAGCAACAACACAAGAAACACCUGAAAUGCCACUGACCACAAAGAAAUCUUGUUUUUAUCAUCCUAACUGUGAAGGAAGAUUUGCACAUGCAUUAAGAGCCAUGCCACAAAGAAGAGCGCACAACUAUAACAAUAUUUUCCUGCUGAUUUCAUGUCCCUCAUGUGUUCCAACCCCUUCGAGAGCAUUUUUCAAGCUUUCAUAAGCGGAAAUUGGGGACAACAGGAGAUGAAAGGAUUAUAUUCUGAGCUCACCACAGGGUGGCUGUCUGGUUGAGUGGAUAUUGAAAGACCUUGCCAGUACUUUCCCCUGAGCUGCUCCAGCAUGUUCCAACAGGAUGUCUGAGCAGUGGCGAUAAUAACUACCUCUAGGGACUGCACACUUGAGGACACAGGAAAGGUGUUGGUACCCAGGAGAGCAUGUUCCGUAAAACAUUUGGCUGAUGUGGUUCAAACGUCAGUGUGACCACUGGUUGAUGUGCAGUCUGCUGUGAAGUAGUUCCUCCUGUUGCACUUCCUAUUUCUCAGAACCAAAACAUCAUCUUUUGAAAAUUCUCUGCUACGGUCGCAGCUGUCACUAUUGUUUGCCUGAAUCUUUUUCUGGCCUUUGUUAACCACACCUCUUCUUCUUCUGACUUGCUCGAACGCUCACUCGCAGUCUCAUUUCCUCUGUCUUCAAGUGACCCUUGCAGCAGGAAGUGCAUUGGCCUUGUCAAAGCAGCAGAAGAAGCUGAGGGUUCAUAUCAGUCAUACAGCAAAGCACUUUCUGGAAGCAAACUCACCCUGCAAUGCUCGCUUUGAAGCAUAUAAUAACGUCCUGCUGACAUGUUCUGUUGGAUACUUGGGUUACAUUGAUGUGAAAUGUAUCCCCGGUGUAGUGAAUGAAUCUGCUGUAUGAAUGGUUUUUAUGACACUGUAACACACAGAUUAUGUUCAUGCUGCUUAAAGUACUUAAACUCAGAUUAAAUUUCAUGUUAAUCGGACUUUUUCUAACCAGUAGAAAAAGCGCACUGGACCUGCUACAUGUACUGUACAUACUUUACUUUUUACUGAAAGAGCACGUCUGUCAUUCAAAAAAAUAUUCAAGCAGCAGCCUAAAUUUAACCCUUGAAAACCUGAGAAAAUUGCCUUGUUUUCUUUCAAAAACAUGAGGAAGGAGGCAAUCAGCAUCUAAAGAAAAUAUGACCCAAAAAUUUGCAA
This is a messenger RNA of Plectropomus leopardus (leopard coralgrouper), 2680 nucleotides long. RefSeq names its product progestin and adipoQ receptor family member 9 (gene paqr9). The record is from RefSeq and is a predicted model, not a curated record. Gene Ontology annotation, cellular component: membrane. Lineage: Eukaryota; Metazoa; Chordata; Actinopteri; Perciformes; Serranidae. Gene Ontology annotation, molecular function: signaling receptor activity.